Messenger RNA from Macrosteles quadrilineatus (aster leafhopper), 4579 nucleotides. Its product is annotated as adipocyte plasma membrane-associated protein Hemomucin-like. The record is from RefSeq and is a predicted model, not a curated record. The transcript is spliced from 8 exons. Gene Ontology annotation, biological process: biosynthetic process. Gene Ontology annotation, molecular function: strictosidine synthase activity. Bases 350 to 1564 code for a protein of 404 amino acids. Lineage: Eukaryota; Metazoa; Arthropoda; Insecta; Hemiptera; Cicadellidae.
CGUCUGUCACUGUCGGUACCCUGUUGUUGAGUUCCGACUCAAGUUAGUGUCAAACAUAAUUUCAAAAUAUAUGUUACAUUUUUAAACCAAACGUUCAUCAUUAAUUGUUUUAUGAGAUGUAAACUUUCCCUUUGAUACAUUGCCGGUACCAACAUUCUGCAUAGUUUCGCUACUUUAGGCUGUGGUUUAUACACCUGACCUGAAUCAUUAACUAGUCCAUAUUAAAAUGGAUGAAUUAAUUUGAUCGGACACUGUAUCAUAGGCUAAUUAUUUACGAAAUAAGAUUCUUCGUGUCGUGACAACUGUUUUCUUGGAAAGCUUCAGAACUAAGGAGAGUAUUUAAAGAAGUAUGGGAAUAUUCACGAGAGCCUAUACCGUUUCUAUGAAACUGAUCAUUUUGGUACUGGCAAUCACAUUUAUACCUGGUAUUCCUCCAGAUAUGGAGUUUGAGUCAUACAGUCUAUCGCCUCCCGUACCUUUAGAAGGGGCUCUUGCAUUGAAUGACCACUUAAAUAGUGCAGAAAAGUUAUUUAUGAAUGAAGUUAAAGGGCCAGAGCAUAUGGAAGUAUACAAUGGCACUUUAUACACAACAAUAGAAGGAGGCUAUGUUGUUAAAAUUGUUGGAGAAAAGAUUGUACCCGUGGUAAAAUUUGGACAAAAGUGUGAUGGUAUUCAUGAACCAGAGAUAUGUGGUCGACCUCUUGGGCUGAGUUUUGACGGAAACCAGAAUAUGUAUGUAGCUGAUGCCUAUUAUGGCAUAUUCAAAGUAAAUCUUUCUUCAGGUGAAUACGAACAGUUGGUUUCAAUGAAAACUUCAAUCGAUGGAAAGUUUCCUAAACUCCCUAACUCUUUAACUGUGGCCAAGGAUGGGGCAGUGUAUUGGUCUGACUCUUCAACGUCACAUUCUUUACACGAUGGUCUCUAUGCUGCACUGGGUAAUGGUAAUGGAAGGCUUAUAAAAUAUGAUCCAAAAACAAAAUCUAACACUGUGCUAGUUGACAAGCUUCAUUUUGCAAAUGGAGUUGCUCUCUCUCAAGACGAAUCAUUUAUAUUGGUAUCAGACCUGUUUCGAGGAAGAAUUUUAAGGCACUACUUAAAAGGUCCAAAAAAAGGUCAAACUGAUGUUUUUUUUUAUGGUCUACCAGGUUUGCCUGAUAAUAUGCAUUCAGACUUACAUGGACAUUUUAUUGUUACUUUACCAAUCGAAAAUGAUAUUGAAAAUCCAGCUAUAACUUCAAUUUUGGGACCUUAUCCUGUGCUACGCAAGUUUCUUGCAAGAUUUCUUUAUCUGAUGGAAAUGCCUUCACUUCUUAUGAAUGAAUACUAUCCUACAUAUUUAUCAAAAAUCUAUGCACACUGGGUUGGAAGUUUUGGGAUGAUUCCACUCAUCACAAAUAAAAGAACUACUGUGAUUGUUUUCAAUGAGAAAGGUGAUGCAAUUUCUUCUCUCCAUUCUACAGAUGGUAGGAUCAGUAGCAUUACUGACAUUGCUUCUCUGGAAGGGUAUUACUAUUUAGGAUCGUAUACUAAUCCUUACUUAGCUAGAGUUAAAAUGAGAGAAUGAUCAAUUUCUAAGUAUUACAGGUGAUGGUAAAUCUGAUUAAAAGGUUUCUUUUACAUUUUUGACAAGGUAUUUUUACAUUUUUAACUUAGGAGACCUUAAAAUAAUACUGAUUUUAUAGGUUUAGUAUACUUUUUAUUCACACUACAAUUACAAUGGUGUGUUGCCUCUUUUAUUUAGUGUGGUACAUUAAAGUGUCUUGUUUAUUAGGUUUUUUUACAUAUCCAUUUUAUAUUGUUGAUGAUGAAGGAUUAUUGAUUUUUCAUACAUUCCACUAAGUUUAAAUUUUAUAUUAGUGCGGCAGAUGUGAUAUCUCUUUUAGGCUACGGCCACACGGGCGUUUUUUCACGCGGUAAAAUGAAGCUUAUUUUCACGCUGCUUGAAUUCCCGCUGUUGUAUGCCACACGUGCGUUUUUUCACGCAGUAAAAUGUAGCUUAUUCUCACGCUAGUUGCCAGGAACGGGAAAAUGCACUCGGAACCCGCAGUUGAUUGACGAAUUCACGUAAUUAUGUUGUAUAUCUUCCUAAUGACCGAAAUAGUAACCUUGUUUCUGACUAGUGAACAAGAAAUAUGAAUGGUAUAUUAAUGUUGGUACAUUAACAUUAUUUUAUUUUGUUAACCUUUCAUUUAAUUAUUUACUUUUAGUAUAAAAAAUAAAUAUAAUACACAUAUUUUUAUGACAAGAUUUUCAUCAGAUCUUUGUAUAUUCUACUACAUAAAUGCCAUUUUACAUUUUUUAGUCCAACCUUUCCUUUUAGUAACAAAUUAUUAAGUGGUCCAGAAAGGUCGACCUAUGUUUAAGAUCCUACUGUGUAAUUGGCUAGACCCAAAAAUAUUUUACGCUAUCCUGGAAAAAAUGAGAUACAUUUAUCUUUAUUUUACUUGCUAGGACGACUUGAUCAAAGCUGCGUGUUGCUCCCGCCCGUGUGGCCAGGUACAGAGCGUGAAAACAAACUUAAAAAAUGCACCCCAGUCCAUUCUCUUCUGCGGGCCCGCGGCGGAUGAUUUUGCAGACGCGCCUUAUCUGCGUGAAAACACACUCCGUGUGGCAUACCUCAUUACAUUUUAAUGCUGCCCAUAUUUCUCGCGUUUUUUCACGCUGCGUUCUUGCGUGAAAAAACGCCCGUGUGGCCGGAGCCUAAGUGGGCAAUUUUUAUCAGCACACAUUUUUAACCGGACUGGAUCGGCAGGAAGUAGGCAGUACUGAAACAAAUUUUCUAGCAAGAAACUUUUGUGACCAAUGAUUAUGUGUCUAGUUUUACAAGUUUUAUGUAAUAAAAACUAUAGGCUUAUAUAGUAUGCAUUAGACGUUCCUAGGUUAACGAGUUUUAGGAGAUGUCAGUUUAACCCUAGAAUGCUCGCUAGGGGUAAAUUUUCUCCAGGCAUCUUUUAAAUGAGUCCUCCCCCUUAAGUUAAAAAAGAACAUGCUCACAAACAGCUAAAUAACCUAAUUUGAAACUUGUACAUAAUGUAAUGUAGUUUAUGAUUUUGUUUGUUGCAAUUAUUUCAGUCGACUAGUUUACUGAAUGACCUUAAAGUCUAAAUUUAUUUAGUGUCAGGAGACUUUUUACCCCGCAUGGGCAUUGGCAUUAGUUAUCUAUCAUGUCAUGUCUGUAGUGAGAAUACAGUAGGUACAGUACUAUUGAGAUUUAAUGCUACUUUUAUUAUUUUUUGAACAUAUUUGUGUUUUAAAAAGAGCAUUUUAUAGACAAUAGUGAGGGUGACAUUUUUGGAAACAUUUAAAACUGAAAAACUGUGGUGACCAAAUCAUUCAAUACAAAUUGUAAGUUAACCGUCGUUUGUAAUCAAACGUGAUCACAAAGGAGGUCCCCUCUAUGGCACAUACUCCUGUUGGUGGUUAAAUUGAACUAUAUCUAUUUUGAUUUGAAAACUGGCAUCCAAUUUAAUGUGGAUGAAAUUUAUAGGUCUAUUAAUAGUCAAUGAUAUCUUUGACAGUGUGAUAGGAGCACAACUUGGGUUCAACAAUCAAUCGCCAGUUAUGUAUGAUAUCAAAGAGAAAAGAAAUGUUUAUUAUUAAAUUUUGGUGUAAAUCAAUGUUACAAAUUUAAUUAGAUUUGAAAUCACAAUUGACUGUGGCUUAUACUCCACCAGAUUAGUGCAAGGUCGCAGAGUGUACGAUUGUUGCUAAAGGGACCCUUACUGUUUAAGACCUACACGAUUCAAGAUCUUUAUUUGUCAUUAAGUAACAAGUAUAAAAUUAGACAGCUGUUUACGAAUGCCUACUCUGAAUUUUCAACAGGUUUGUACUUUGAUGUACUACAAUUAAGGGUUGUCAUUUUGUCAUUAUUAAAUUCAUAGGUUGAAUCUAUGUCAUAAGUCUAGUCAUUUUUCAUUUUUAUAUCAGGUUUUGAUUUGAAUACUAGGACAAUUCUGUAAUGAGCACUAUGACAACUAACAAUCAACACUUAUUAGUUGAAAUUAUUCUGAUUGUUUGUAAAGAACAGGCAAUACUGUGAUAAGCUUACAAUUAUUAGUUAAAAAGAUUCUUAACGGGUGCUAUAAGAAAGAAUUUUAUUGUGACAAUGUCUGAUUAAUUCUUUAUGAAAAAACAAUAAGUGUUAACAUAAUUUGUUCACACCUAGAUUUAAAAUUAUAAGUCUAAAAAUCUCUUUUCUUGCAAUACAGCCUCCUUUUUUGUCGAGUACUCUUAUUUGUACACGAUACAUUGAAGCAACAUCAAGACAUGGAAAGUAAAUUGUUAUUGCCAGUAUUGAAGGCUUAGAGAUAUGGACAAUUUUCUGGCUCUUUUUACCAACGACUUUAUAGCUUGAUGUCAACGUUCCGUUUGAAAUCAGAAUAAGUUAUACUUUAUGUAAUAAGUUUUAUGUAAAUAAGUAUUUUGUGUAUUUCUCUUGUGGGUGCUCAGCCUUGAGUUAAAAUAUGUAUUGGUGGUAAGUUACUUAUGAGCACUACAAAAUUUGCACAUACCCUAAUAAUUAUAGGAGGAGGGUUGAUGGUGUUCUUUUUUAACAAAUAAAAGAUGUUUAUUUUUUUAA